Anguilla rostrata (American eel) is the source of this 886-nucleotide messenger RNA. RefSeq names its product troponin I, fast skeletal muscle-like. NCBI's taxonomy places the organism in Eukaryota, Metazoa, Chordata, Actinopteri, Anguilliformes, Anguillidae. The record is from RefSeq and is a predicted model, not a curated record. The coding region runs from base 93 to 626 and encodes 177 amino acids. Gene Ontology annotation, cellular component: troponin complex. Gene Ontology annotation, biological process: cardiac muscle contraction; skeletal muscle contraction. The transcript has 7 exons.
CUCCCGUCCGUUGGGAUCUUCCUCCUGCUGUCCGUUCGGUUCAUCCGACUCUCCUUUUUUCUCACAGGUUGUGAUAGCCAGGUACCGCCAAGAUGUCGGAGAAGAAAAUGUCCUCGAGUCGAAAGCAUAACCUGAAGAGCUUGAUGCUCUCCAUUGCUAAAGGUUUGCUGCAAGCGGAGGCGGCUCAACAGGUAGAGGACAGAAAGAGGUACAUGGAGGAGCACUGCGUCCCUCUGUCCAUGCCUUCAUCUAUGCAGGAUUUGCAGGAACUGUGCAAGAAACUGCACGGGAAAAUCGAUAACCUUGAAGAGGAGAGAUACGACUUAGAAAACAAGGUGACCAAGACCGACAAGGAGAUUGAAGACCUGAAGAUCAAAGUGCAAGACCUGAAGGGCAAGUUCAAGAAGCCGGCCCUGAGGAGGGUGCGCAUGUCUGCCGACGCCAUGCUCAAGGCCCUGCUGGGCUCCAAGCACAAGGUCAACAUGGACCUGAGAGCCAACCUGAAGCAAGUGAAGAAGGAAGUGAAAGAGGAGGAUAAGGAAGCAGUUGGUGAUUGGCGUAAGAACAUUGAGGACAAGGCUGGCAUGGGCGGCAGGAAGAAGAUGUUUGAGGGAGGAGAGGGUUAGAUUCAUUCUGAUGCUGGAUUCAUAGUCUUGAAAUGCUCAUGCCAGCCGAAUGACACUGUAUUUGGACUCUCUCUUCAUUCAUACUCUUAUGUGCACAUGAUUAUCUUUUUUAAAUUAUUGAAUUUUGAAGUCAAAGUACAGAGAUUUGUUUUAUUUUUCUGUACUGAAAAAUGUUACCAGGUAAAUGUUACUCAGAAAUACAAAUCAAGGCUGAUGUUUUCAAGGCUUCACUGUUACUAAAUAAAUAAUUUAAAAAGGAA